This is a messenger RNA of Zygosaccharomyces rouxii, 399 nucleotides long. It is a transcript of the gene SDH8, whose product is annotated as Sdh8p. Bases 1 to 399 code for a protein of 132 amino acids. Gene Ontology annotation, cellular component: mitochondrion. The transcript has a single exon. Gene Ontology annotation, biological process: mitochondrial respiratory chain complex II assembly. The record is from RefSeq and is a predicted model, not a curated record. NCBI's taxonomy places the organism in Eukaryota, Fungi, Ascomycota, Saccharomycetes, Saccharomycetales, Saccharomycetaceae.
AUGUUGUCCGGUAUUAAGAACCUAACAAGAACUGCACCAUCUAUUAGAACAGGUCUACGAUUAACCAACACAAGACUGUUCAACACGAACAAGACUCCUGGUCCACCAAAAUUACCAAAGGAAGAACAGGAAGAAUUUGAAGAGCUACAAAAGUUAGCAAACUCUCAGGAUGCCAUCGAGGAAUACAACCGUCAAGUCUCUAGUGAUUCCACUAGAGAGAGUUUAAACAACCCAAUCUUAACCAAAAAUGAUAUUGGAGGCUUCUCACCAGAAUUUACCAAAACUAUUCCUGAAUUUGAAGGAAAUGUUAAUCCAAAGACUGGUGAAGUCAACGGUCCUAAACAAGAUCCUCUAAGGCAUGGUGAUUAUUCAUUUAACGGUAGGGUUACUGACUUUUAA